AUGUGUGCUGCGAGGCAGAUGCUGCUGCUGCUGCUGGCUUUCCUGGCCUAUGCACUGGAUUCAGCUGCUGCGUACGGCACGGCGGAGACCCUCUGCGGUGGAGAGCUGGUGGACACGCUGCAGUUCGUCUGCGGGGACAGGGGCUUCUACUUCAGCAGACCGGUGGGACGAAAUAACCGUCGGAUCAACCGGGGGAUCGUGGAGGAGUGCUGCUUUCGAAGCUGCGACCUGGCUCUGCUGGAAACGUACUGCGCCAAGUCCGUCAAGUCAGAGCGUGACCUCUCUGCCACCUCCCUGGUGGGCCUGCCAGCACUCGGCAAGGAGAGCUUCCAGAAGCCCUCGCAUGCCAAGUACUCCAAGUACGAUGUGUGGCAGAAGAAGAGCUCCCAGCGGCUGCAGCGGGAGGUGCCCAGCAUCGUGCGGGCUCGCCAGUACCGGUGGCAGGCGGAGGGGCUGCAAGCAGCCGAGGAG
Acanthisitta chloris (rifleman) is the source of this 471-nucleotide messenger RNA. RefSeq names its product insulin-like growth factor 2 (somatomedin A) (gene IGF2). Gene Ontology annotation, cellular component: extracellular region. The annotation marks the transcript as partial. Gene Ontology annotation, molecular function: growth factor activity; hormone activity. The transcript is spliced from 3 exons. NCBI's taxonomy places the organism in Eukaryota, Metazoa, Chordata, Aves, Passeriformes, Acanthisittidae. The record is from RefSeq and is a predicted model, not a curated record.